GGACUUGCCCGGGGGGAGGGGGUUCUUUCCAAGGUGCACUGAACCAUAUAUAAGGUUGAGGACCUCCUAUUUGACACAGUGCCAUAGUGGCGCAAUACUAACUAUGGAAUGGCCCCAACGCGAGAUCAGAAUCGUCUCGAUUACGAGCCUGGCUGGCCCAUCGUGCGCACAGAUUACCUACAGCCUCCAAAGCCUCACAGCUAUUCCCUGGGCCGUGGCGGUGCCAAGUACACAACUCGACAGGCACCGUGUCCCCACCCCGCCAAUCUUCAACUCUCCAAGUGUUCCUAGACUUCCUGCAACUCAGCCUACUCCAAGUUAGCUGCAUAUGUGCGACAUAUUAUCCCGUAGUCAUGACAGACUGACGCAUUGAUGAAUCACUAACGUCAAUUAAUCCUUAUUGGGGCAUGUCUUCCCGUACCAGCUGAGACGGAGCCGACUUAGGUCCCUGAGGUAUCUACCCUUAGUGGUCAGCGUUGGGUCAGCGUGGUUCGGAAACAGCUCCCGUCGAAUCUCCGAAGCAGGUGAUAGCCCGUGCCUUGUUUUCGUCCUGUCUUGCCUUGAUUUGGGAGGUGGGACAUGGUACCUGGUUGGGCUGAACUUUGCCAGUGGUUGGUCAACUGACACAACUGACACUGCGGAGAUGCUUAUAUCAACUGUUUCAU
This is a messenger RNA of Aspergillus novofumigatus IBT 16806, 665 nucleotides long. RefSeq lists its product as uncharacterized. Lineage: Eukaryota; Fungi; Ascomycota; Eurotiomycetes; Eurotiales; Aspergillaceae. Bases 104 to 322 code for a protein of 72 amino acids. The transcript has a single exon. The record is from RefSeq and is a predicted model, not a curated record.